Molecule: messenger RNA, 1032 nt
Organism: Meyerozyma guilliermondii ATCC 6260
Lineage: Eukaryota; Fungi; Ascomycota; Pichiomycetes; Serinales; Debaryomycetaceae
Product: WD40 repeat domain-containing protein
Exons: 1
Coding region: 1-1032 (343 amino acids)
Cellular component (GO): catalytic step 2 spliceosome
Molecular function (GO): protein binding; RNA binding
Source: RefSeq, a predicted model, not a curated record
AUGUCAUCUCUCACCAACUACUCUCGGUCAAUGUCUGUAGUCAAAAGGCAGAAAGUUGAUGACUCUUUGAUUGUCCACGACAACAAGGAUGUCCAUAGGAAGGGGAAGGUAUUAUAUGAUAAUGCUGUUGCUCUAGAAGGCCACGAGGGAGCAGUUCUUACAUCCAGGUUUAAUACUUCUGGGACAAGCUUGGCUACUGGAGGCAUGGAUAAGCAGAUUCUUUUAUGGAAUUUACCCACAGAGUCCGAAGAUCAAGAGUACAAUUAUGGUGUACUUAAGGGGCAUAAAGGAGCCGUGACUCGAGUUCAAUAUCAGGAUACAGUAUUAGUUUCAGCCAGCGCAGACUCAACACUUGGAAUUUGGGAUUGUGAAACUGGAGCUCGUAUACGAAAGUGCACAGGACACGAACUUGUGAUUAAUGAUGUAUCGAUGAGAGACGAAACCAGCUUUGUAUCUGCUUGCGAUGAUGGUAUUUCACAUAUUUGGGACGUUCGAGAAAAGAGACCGGUUGGCACUAUAAAGUCAGAUUUUCCAAUCCUUGCAUGUACUAUCAAUAGUCGCCGGACGAGCUUUUAUUUGGCAGGUAUAGAUCCCACUAUUAGGUGCUAUGAUUUCCGAAAACUUGAUACUGCCAAUUGGUCCGUGGAGGGACAGGUCGAUUCUGUAUCUUCACUAUCUAUCAACCACGACGACUCUAUUCUCGUUUCACGAUCCUUGAAGGGAAUAGUAAAGACUUUCAAUGCCAAGGACUUUGUUCCAAAGGGAAUGUCCAGAGCUAAUCCAUUCAUGUACGAUGGAGCUCCUUCAGGAAAAGAAAACUACCUAAUUCGAGCAUGCUUCAACCCAUCCUCUACACUAAUACUAUCAGGGUCUGAGGAUAAGACUACGACAGUAUGGAGCUAUGCUACCAGAAAGAUGCAGAACAAGUACGAUGGUCAUAAUGGAACAGUAAUUGAUGUUGAUCAUCAUCCACUGCUAGCUGUUAUAGCUUCAUCAUCCACUGAUGGAACUGUGAUAUUACGAGAAAUAUGA